AUGGCAGAGCUUCUGGGGACCGUCGUCGGCGUGGUGUCGCUUGGGCUGCAGGUCUGCUCCGGUCUCAACACAUACCUCGACGGGGUCCAGGGCCACAGGGAAGAGACGGAGUCAACCAGACGCCACUGCAACUACAUGGAAGCCCUCGUGAAGCAGAUCGAAGAUGCCCAACAGCACAACUCGGCGUCCUUCAGCAGCGGCGGCUCUCCGUCGCUGCAUCCCGUCUUGACCGGGGCCCAGACGGAGUUGUCCUCGCUGCGCGACUAUCUGAACAAGGUCUGCGCCGAAGCCACGACGCCCCAAACGACCAUCGCGCAGAAGAUAGAGGGCCAGAAGAGAAAGCUCCUCUACCCUUUCCGUCGAGAUCACUUGAAUCGUCUCGGGGAGCGCCUCGCGACCGCCAACACGGCCCUCCAGACGGCCCUCGACCUCGUUCAGAUCGAGAUUUCUCGCGAAGCCAGUCGAGAUCUAAAGGGGCUGGACACCACCCUGGGCUCCCUGACGCACGAUGUCGCCGCGCUGGGCCUGGGCAUACAGAACUCUUUCCAGGCAUCCCACCGGGUCUCCGAGGAGAUAAUGCUCAGCAUCCAGAGCCAGGCGGCCGAGACCUCCCUGCUACUGUCGUCGAGCCGGGUAACCGGCGCUGCCCUCAGAGAGGACGUCGCUGAGCUCAAGACGAUGCUGGCCGCCAUCAUGUCCCCCGACGUCCGUGAGGUUUGCCAGCGAAUGCGCUCGAAGCCGGACGCAAUGCGGAUGAUAUGCGAUCUUGCGGCAGCCGAACCGGGGCCCGACCCAAGAGAGGAUGCUCACCAGUAUUCUUCACUCCAACUCCGAUCCGGCAAGACGCACCUCGACGUCCAGUGCCGGUGCAAGCCACGCAGGGUCCAGACGAGGAGGAAGCGCCAGGCCGGACCUUUCUUCCUCGUCUUCGAGGCCGUCGCCGAGAACAACCACGCGUGCGGCUGCCCGCUCGCCGGCCUCGUCGACACGGAUACCACCUGGUCCGCGGGAAUCUCCCUCCAAGUCUUACGCGGUCUUGUCUCCGUCGCCGUCGCGACGACGCUCUCGUCCGCCCGCGGCGCCGGCGGCUUCAGCAUCUCCCCUGUCUUCAGGUAUGCCCCGGUCCGCGACAACAGCCCGGCUUUCGAGGUCGUAUCUCUCUUGCUGCAUGCCUCGGAGAUUGUCUCGUACGGCGUGCUCAGCCGCGGCGCGUACAGUGAUCUGGCUCGCCGGGGGGUCAGGACGCUGCAGGUCAUCUUUCGGACCAAGAGGGCGUCGCCGUUCGAUCUCAACGUGAGAGGGCGUAACCUUCUGCACCACGCGACCUUGAUGAUGAUCAGGCAAGCAGGCAAGAAGACGUUCACGAAAGAGACGCUCGCGCUGCUGGAGUUCCUCGUUGCUGUGGGAGUGCCGCGGGACAGCGCCGACCCGGAGAGUUUGCCUCUCCACUGCUUCCUCCGCUUUCCGACAUGGGUUGCAAUCGAUUCCGUGCUCGUAAACGUCUUUGACCUCGUGUACCCCGACAACAUGGACUCCAACUUUUUCGAGUUGGGACCGUCUCUGAUGCUGCGAGAAUGGGGGAUUUUCACGAUGGAGCACCAUCAGCGGCUGGUCACGCAGUCGAAAAAGAUGCCCGAGUUGUACGAAGACCAUCCCGCAAAGGCCGUCUUCAUGCGGAACCAUGCCGCCUUAUCUCGGAUCCUGGAUGCGGAUCCCCUGAGGCUGGAUCUAUCCGCCACAGACGCUCUCAACCAGCCUGUCCUCUACCAUCUCAUAUGCUGGCCACAAGGCCUGAGGACGAUGCUCGACCGGCUCGGCACGUCCGUCAUACACCAGCAUGACCGCCACCACGAGUCUGCGCUGAUGUAUGCACUCUACCGGAAAUGCUCAGUCUGUGUCGUGACACACCCUAUCCAAGACCCGGGCUUAGAUGACAGGACAUGUUCAUGUAUAGAGGUCGUCAAGCUGCUUCUCGCCGUAGACUGCCUCAUCACGACCUUACAAAAGCCCUUUUGGAUCCGGGCUCUCGCCGCGGCGUCCGACAGAGCGAAGCAUCUGGUUGUCGACGACCUCGUUAUCCGACGGCAAAGGCUAAAAGAAGCGGCCCUCGCUCGCCUCAGCCCCGAACACAUCGACCGCAUGAACCUGAACGGCCCUUCCGUCCUCAACAGGCACACCAACGAGGUCUUGGACCUCCUCGAGAACGACGGGCACAACGUUCCCUUUGGACUCAACACAAGAACGUAUGAAUACCACGAGACCAUAUACCACCCCAUCGCCUGCUUACGCGACGAGUCGUCUGUGGUGCCCUUGGCGGACGCCUUCUAUUCGAGAGGUUUCCACGAGGUCGACGCGCCCAACGCCCAAGGCUUCACCCCCCUCAUGUGGACUUGGAGCACCGGCUUCGCCCUCUGGCUAGUACAACACCGAGUGAGCCUUACGUCCCUGGUCCCGGAAACCGUUAGAGGGUACACAGCGACGCACAAAGUACUCUCCUUAGCGGGAAACCGCCUCCAGCAGCAUCAGCACGAAAUCCACUCGCAGAUCAUGGCCGGGACACGGUCAGCUAUCGGCGAGGCGCCGUACCUCGACGCCUGCCGGUGUCGGUGCUCGCUCCGCGGGUGCCAUCCCUAUAGCAUGCUCCUGAAAGAAACUCAACGGUCGACGCUGCCGAGUUUUCAGUCGGGAGACAUGGGCACUGUAAUCAAUGCACUGGACCAGUUCCUCGUCAACAUGACCGUGUCUCUCACCGCACUCGAGGGGGGUGAUCGGGGUAUUAUCCCGCGAGAUCUGGUGUCUACAUGGCUCCGCGGAAGCACCUUUGCCGUGCUCCCCCUGCGGCAUACCUGCUGCGACGAGGGGCGGGCGAGACACGACGAAGAAGAGGUUGAGGAGAUUCUCGAGGAAGACGCUGUUGAGCUGCGGCGUCUCGAGACGUUGCUUGUCGAGUUCGAGAAAGCGGUCGACGACUCAGGGUCUUCCUUGACCGAGUUCAUGCAGACGUACUGGAAGGACAAGAUGGCCAGCGUGCUGCGCGAUAUCAACCGGCAGAGUCUGACCGAGAGGGAUGUCGAGGGUGCAAGGAGUCUCGGUGUGUACCUCCGGGUAGACGGAUGCGAGGAAAAAAGUGAAAGCGAGGAUGCUGACUCCAGGAGCUAUGAUGGGAGCGAUGACGAGAGGGCGGCCAUGUGGGUGAGAUAUUACAACGACAAGCUUGACUUGUUGAUUCGAUAG
Molecule: messenger RNA, 3234 nt
Organism: Colletotrichum destructivum
Lineage: Eukaryota; Fungi; Ascomycota; Sordariomycetes; Glomerellales; Glomerellaceae
Exons: 4
Coding region: 1-3234 (1077 amino acids)
Source: RefSeq, a predicted model, not a curated record